This is a messenger RNA of Synchiropus splendidus (mandarinfish), 498 nucleotides long. RefSeq names its product C-type lectin domain family 4 member K-like. Gene Ontology annotation, biological process: biological process involved in interspecies interaction between organisms. The record is from RefSeq and is a predicted model, not a curated record. Bases 1 to 498 code for a protein of 165 amino acids. Gene Ontology annotation, molecular function: carbohydrate binding. The transcript is spliced from 5 exons. NCBI's taxonomy places the organism in Eukaryota, Metazoa, Chordata, Actinopteri, Syngnathiformes, Callionymidae. Gene Ontology annotation, cellular component: external side of plasma membrane.
AUGGAAUUUGUGGUGGAUUCAGACGAUUCUGGAAAGAUGGCCAACAUUGACUUCAAUUGUACAAAUGAGACUGCAGUCAUGAAGAUGAAGCUCAAUGAAUUAGAGGAAUAUCUCCAACAAGGAUGGCGCUAUUUCCGCCCCAGUGUCUACUACGUGUCACCAGUGAGGAAAUCCUGGUUUGACAGCAGAAACUUCUGUGUUGAAAGAGGUGCAGACCUGGUGGUCAUCAACAGCAAAAAAGAGCAGGAGUUCAUGAAUAAAUUUGGAAUGAUCACAUGGAUUGGACUGAGUCAACAGCAGCACAACGGACAGUGGGUUUGGGUGGACGGGACUCCGCUGAACAUAAGCUUCUGGUCCCCUGGAGAGCCAAAUGAUUUUGAGGGAAUUGAGGAAAACUGCACUGAAAUAAAGGAACAUUAUACAAGAAUGAGCUGGAAUGAUGCUUCUUGUCAACAGAAGAACUUUUGGAUCUGUGAGAAGAAUAUAAAUUUCCUGUAA